Messenger RNA from Monopterus albus (swamp eel), 1666 nucleotides. RefSeq names its product solute carrier family 1 member 2a (gene slc1a2a). Gene Ontology annotation, biological process: L-glutamate import across plasma membrane; L-aspartate transmembrane transport. Lineage: Eukaryota; Metazoa; Chordata; Actinopteri; Synbranchiformes; Synbranchidae. The record is from RefSeq and is a predicted model, not a curated record. Gene Ontology annotation, molecular function: glutamate:sodium symporter activity; L-glutamate transmembrane transporter activity; neutral L-amino acid transmembrane transporter activity. The coding region runs from base 47 to 1666 and encodes 539 amino acids. The transcript is spliced from 10 exons. Gene Ontology annotation, cellular component: plasma membrane.
GGAGGCGUAGAAUAUAACACACGGGAGGCUCACAUUGUCCACUCAAAUGCCUGGGAAGCCCCCUGAUCAACAAGCCAACAAAAUGCAGAAGCAAGUGGAGGUCAGGAUGGAUGAGGCUCCUGUGGAGCCAGUAGUGGAUACUCCUGAGAGUGCAUGUCGUGGUCUGUGUGAUAAAAUGAUGAAGAAUAUGGUUCUUACUCUCACAAUUCUUGGUGUGUUCCUGGGUUCUAUCACUGGGAUGCUGCUAAGGCACAUACCGCCCCUCCCUCCUGAUGUUAUUAUGAUCAUCAGCUUCCCAGGGGAGAUCCUAAUGAGGAUGCUAAAGAUGCUAAUUUUGCCUCUUAUUGUUUCCAGUCUGGUCACAGGACUAGCCGGUUUGGACGCCAAAUCCAGUGGCCGCUUAGGCACCAGGGCCAUGGUGUACUACAUGUCAACAACAGUGAUCGCAGCAGUCCUGGGGGUGAUCCUGGUGCUGCUCAUCCAUCCGGGGAACCCCAAGCUGAGGGCCAAUCUCGAGCGGGGAAAUAAGAACGAUGAAGUGUCCAGCAUGGACACUCUCUUCGAUCUCAUCCGAAAUCUUUUCCCAGAGAAUUUGGUGCAGGCCUGCUUUCAGCAGAUCCAGACACUAACCACAAAAGUACCAGUGCACACUAACAAGACCAAAGCACCCCCACACUUCACAGUCAAAAGGUCGCUUCACUUCAAGGGUGGGAUGAAUGUCCUGGGUUUGAUUGGAUUCUUUGUUUCUUUUGGAGUCAUUAUGGGGAAAAUGGGAGAAAAGGCCAAGCUGAUGUUUGAGUUUUUCAAUGUCCUCAAUGAAAUUGUUAUGAGGCUUGUCAGCGCAAUUAUGUGGUACUCCCCUGUUGGCAUUGCCUGUCUCAUCUGUGGAAAGAUCAUCUCCAUUGCUGAUCUGGAGGUGGCUGCAAGACAGCUGGGGAUGUACAUGGUUACUGUGAUAGUGGGCCUCAUCAUCCAUGGAGGGAUCUUCCUUCCAGUGAUAUAUUUUGUAAUAGUAAAAAAAAACCCAUUCAAGUUCUUCAUGGGAAUGUUCCAGGCUUGGGUCACAGCACUUGGAACAGCAUCUAGCGCCGGUACCUUGCCUGUCACGUUCCGAUGCUUAGAGGAGAACCUGGGAAUCGACAAGAGAGUAACACGUUUUGUCCUCCCAGUGGGUGCCACCAUCAACAUGGACGGCACAGCGCUUUAUGAGGCUGUGGCUGCUAUCUUCAUUGCUCAGAUGAAUGGGAUUGAUCUCGACUGGGGCCAGAUUGUUACUGUCAGUAUGACAGCCACCCUGGCCAGUGUUGGAGCAGCAAGUAUCCCCAGUGCUGGACUUGUGACCAUGCUUCUGAUCCUCACAGCAGUUGGGCUCCCCACCCAGGACAUCAGCCUCCUGGUUGCUGUCGACUGGCUGUUGGAUCGUUUCCGUACCUCUGUCAAUGUGAUUGGUGACUCCUAUGGAGCGGGUAUAGUUUACCACCUCUCAAAAGACGAGCUUGACACCUUUGAUGCCCAACACAGCCGGAUGGAUGAUUUUGAGAUGGCAAAGACACAAUCCUUCUUUGAAAAUAACACCAACCAGAAUGUGUACGCUCACCACAACUCAAUCUUGAUAGGUGACUGCAAGGUACAUGUAACAUUAACAGACAUAGAAACUUGUAUGUAG